Messenger RNA from Pimephales promelas (fathead minnow), 1065 nucleotides. NCBI's taxonomy places the organism in Eukaryota, Metazoa, Chordata, Actinopteri, Cypriniformes, Leuciscidae. The record is from RefSeq and is a predicted model, not a curated record.
UAGGCUAAUCACUGCAACAAACCAGCAUGAUUUGUUAUUAACACUACUCGCUCCCAGGCUGGAGUCCCAGCCUUUGUCGUCUGAGAAGAGGAACCAGCUCGAGAGUGUAAAAAUGAAAGCAAACUGUCUUGUCUUCACUGUAUGGUGUUUUAUCGUGGCUGGUAUUUAUGCUGAUACAAAAAAAGAGUCAGCGGUGGAGGGAGAGCCUUUCACGCUACGCGUACGCACUGAUAAUAUUAAACAGCAACAGGAUACAGUGCUGUGGAAUUAUGAAGACGAUCGCAUUGCUCAGAUCAAUAAAGAUUUCAGUGCAAGCUGUUCAUAUGACGGUCCUGACGGGAAAUUCAGAGACAGGCUGAAGAUGGACUAUGAGACCGGAUAUCUGACCAUCACAGAAACCAGACUUGAAGAUGCUGGACGUUAUGAAGCAGAGAUCAUCGGAAGCAAAAGUUUAGGCAAAAGUCAAAGCUUGAACAGAAACAGCAAGUGUGACAGCACAAAAAUCAUCAAAAAAAGCCCGGACAUGAGUAGCGACACAACAAUCGAUCUGUCCGUCACUGGGAAAAAACAAAUGAAAGAACAACUUGGGGCUGUUCCAGGUUCAGGUCUGUCUACAGCUGUUGUAGCAGCAGUAUCUUUUGCUGUUCUGCUGGUGUGUGUGGUUUCAGCUGUUGGUGUGAUGUACCUUCGCCGCAGGAGCUCUAGAAAUGACACAGAGAAACUAACUGGAAAGCGUCUUUUGGAAAAACAGGAUAGAGAGGAAGUUGUGGUGGCCUGUGAGAACCAGCAUGAAAUUAUGUAAAAACAUUUCCAUUUCACCCAAAUUGGACAAUUAGCUGCUGUUGAGGACAAAUGCUUUACAGCCCACAUAGAUUCAUUACAAAGUCCCUAACUUUAACUUUUAUGUAAAUAUUAAAGAUGUUAUUAUGACUGGUUAUGCUUUUUAAAACUAUUAUUACUUCAACUUUGUUUGAAUUAAAUUAUUUGAUAGUUUUACAUUUAUUGAUUUAGCAGAGGCUUUUUAUACAAAGGUUGGUUGUGGGUUAGUUAAAGGAGUAGUUUACU